Linum tenue is the source of this 354-nucleotide messenger RNA. The record is from the annotation of a GenBank genome assembly. NCBI's taxonomy places the organism in Eukaryota, Viridiplantae, Streptophyta, Magnoliopsida, Malpighiales, Linaceae.
AUGAAGAAGCCUCAGAUCCUCGCGAUCCUCCUCCUCCUCGCGCUCGCCGUCGCCGACGCCGCGCUGCUCGGCGGGUGGCGCCCGAUCGACGCCGAGGACCUCAAGGAUCCGGACGUGAUUGACGCCGCGAAGUUCGCCGUCAAGCAGCACAACCAGAAGGAAGGUGAGAAGCUGAAGCUGGUGAGGGUGGAAUCCGGCUCGUACCAGGUCGUCCGCGGGAAGAACUACAAGCUGGAGCUGACGGUCUCCGGCGCCGCCGACACCAACGGGCUGUCCAAGUACGAGGCGAUCGUCUGGGUGCAGCCCGGCGCCGGGAGCCCCAAGAAGCUGACCUCGUUCAAAAAGGUGCCGUGA